CUUUCCACAAAUAUAAAACAAUCUCAUCACAAGCAAGUUAGCAGCACAACACUCUUCACUACUUUUAAUUUUUUAUAACACAUAUAGUAUUAUCAUAUCAAGAAGAUGAAUGCCUCUCAAAUUCAUAGAGCUCAAAAGGCCGAAGGACCUGCAAGCAUUUUGGCCAUUGGCACUGCAAAUCCACCAAACUGUGUUGAACAGACUACAUAUCCUGAUUUCUACUUCAGAAUCACAAACAGUGAGCACCAGACCAAACUCAAACAAAAAUUUCAGCGUAUUUGUGAUAAAACUAUGAUUAAGAGGAGAUAUAUGUACCUAACAGAAGACAUUUUGAAAGAGAACCCUAAUUUAUGUGCAUAUAUGUCACCUUCUUUGAAUACUAGACAAGAUAUGGUAGUGGCAGAGGUACCUAGACUAGGGAAGGAAGCUGCAAUCAAGGCUAUAAAAGAAUGGGGCCAACCUAAGUCAAAGAUUACACACUUAAUCUUUUGCACCAUAAGUGGUGUGGACAUGCCUGGUGCUGAUUAUCAACUUAUAAAACUUUUAGGUCUUCGCCCAAAUGUGAAGAGGUACAUGUUGUAUCAACAAGGGUGUUUUGCAGGUGGUACAGUGCUUCGUUUGGCCAAGGACUUAGCUGAGAACAACAAAGAUGCGCGUGUGUUGGUUGUUUGUUCCGAAAUUCUUACAGCAAUUUCGUUUUGUGGCCCUAGUGACACUCACUUGGACAACCUUGUUGGACAAGCACUAUUUGGAGAUGGAGCCGCUGCAGUCAUUGUUGGUUCUGACCCGGUGCCAGAAACUGAGAAACCUAUAUUUGAGUUAUUUUGGACUGCACAAACAAUUGCUCCUGACAGUGACGGAGCUAUUUGUGGUCCUCUUCGUGAAGUUGGACUAACAAUUCAUCUUCGUAAGGAUAUUCCUGAUAUUAUCUCAAAUGAUAUUGAUAAAAUACUUGUCGAGGCAUUCCAACCCUUAGGUAUCUAUGAUUACAAUUCAAUCUUUUGGAUCGCUCACCCGGGUGGACCUGCUAUUUUAGAUAAAAUUGAGCAAAAGUUAUUCUUAAAACCUGAGAAAAUGAGGUCUACUAGAAAAAUACUUAGUGAAUAUGGUAAUAUGUCAAGUGCAUGUGUGUUAUUCAGUUUGGAUGAAAUGAGAAAGAAGUCAUCUCAGGAUGGACUUAAGACCACAGGAGAAGGGCUUGAAUGGGGUGUGUUGUUAAGCUUUGGUCCCGGGCUUACUAUUGAAACAAUUGUUCUUCGCAGUAUAGUUAUAUGAGAUCCUUGAAUAUUACUUUGAGUCUCUUGAAACAAUUGUUAAGCAUGUGUGUUAAAUCAAUGUAUUACUUUGAGUCUCUUGUGACUUUCUAUUGAUAAAGAAAAUCUUAAGUUUAAUAUAAUUAAUAUGUAAUAAUUAAUGCGAAACCAUUUAGAUCCUUCGAAUGUAUGAGAGAGAGAACAGUGGUCUCUCUCGCUUCUCUCUAAGCCAUUUUCGGUUCUUCUUCUUCUUCUUCUCUUGAAUUCCAUGGAGUGGCAGCGAGUUCAUAAGAGAGGUUUCAGGAAUGCAACACCAAGGUGGGAUGGUUUCCCAUUCGGAGGGAGGCAGAAGGGUAUUGGAGAGAAGAUUUCAUCUUUCUAUUUUUCUGAAUUUCCUGAUAGAUGCAAGGCAGUGGAUAUAUUCAAAUUGUUUGGUUGUGUGGGAGAGGUUGUGGAGGUGGUGAUACCUCCAAGGCGAAACAAAUUCGGGAAGCGCUUUGGUUUUGCAAAAUUUAAGGAGGUGAAGGAUGACAGGAUGACGGCGGUGAGGCUUGAU
Molecule: messenger RNA, 1809 nt
Organism: Vicia villosa (hairy vetch)
Lineage: Eukaryota; Viridiplantae; Streptophyta; Magnoliopsida; Fabales; Fabaceae
Product: chalcone synthase 4-like
Exons: 2
Coding region: 106-1275 (389 amino acids)
Biological process (GO): polyketide biosynthetic process
Molecular function (GO): acyltransferase activity, transferring groups other than amino-acyl groups
Source: RefSeq, a predicted model, not a curated record